Messenger RNA from Fusarium coffeatum, 1140 nucleotides. RefSeq lists its product as uncharacterized. The transcript is spliced from 2 exons. The coding region runs from base 1 to 1140 and encodes 379 amino acids. The record is from RefSeq and is a predicted model, not a curated record. Lineage: Eukaryota; Fungi; Ascomycota; Sordariomycetes; Hypocreales; Nectriaceae.
AUGACCGGCAUGCCGGACCUUAACUCAGUUCCGCCUUCACCACUUCCGCUCGCGACAUCUCGUCGCCAGUCUUCCACUCAGAUGGCUACUCCGCCGGCUCCCACUUCUGAGUCCCUUAACAUCCUCCCCUCGAACCAGAAUACUGUCAACCACCCUCAUUCGCCUUCUAUGUCAUCACCUGUCUUGACCGCUUCACAACCUUCUGCAACUCUUCCCGGCGAGCCUGGUGUUGGGCCUGGACCUGGACCGAUAAGACAUCCUCGUCCGUUGACCGCCGCCGAACUUCACCUCCAGCUUGAAAAGGAGCAGGAAGCUGUUGUCAACCGCUUAACCCGCGAGCUAUCACUUCUACGAGCUGCCCAGAACGCUUCAGUCGUAUCCAACACCUCUUCGACUUCUGCUGCCAACUCAUCCCACGAUGUCGCCGCCGAACAGUCUCUCCUCUCCGGCUCAGGCUUCUCCAUCCCUACCGCUCGACACCACCGAACGUCAUCGACCACGUCGCAGGGACUAGCCCACCAGCAGUUGUCAUCGUCCUACGAAGCACGAGUCCAUGCUCCUCGCCCCUCACAGGCUACCCCUCUCUCACGGCAGGAUAGUACCGCCUCUCGACAGAGCCUAACAAAUUCGCCCGGACCGCAGCACAGCAGCCUCGAUCCGUCCAAUUACUUCCAACAACAGCGACUCCCGCCAACUUCUAUCCCACCAAGCUCCGUCGGUGCGACACCUGGGAGUAUGAGCGAGCAACUCAGUCCCGGAUUGAUGCCAACUACUAUGCGUUACGAAGAGACUGCGUUUUACAGGAACGAGCUCGAGAACGCCAAGAAAGAGAACGAUGCCCUGAAGCGAAAGAUCAGAGAUUUGGAAAAGCAGGUCCGGCAACGAAGGGCUAGUGACACAAGUCGAACUAGGAGCGAGAGUGUGAGCACCACAACUAGUGUUAGCGUGACUCCAGCUGGAGGAGCCAGCAUAGCAGGACCUCGAGAGGGAGGACUCAUCCGACCAGGCGGCGAGCGAGAGCGAGGCAUGACGACACAGAGUAUCGCCAGUGUAGCUAGUGUUGGUGUUGGUGUGCCCGAGGAAGAGUUGAAGGUUGGUGAGAGCGCUGCUAGUGCAGGCGUUGCACAAAAUACGCAAUAG